Messenger RNA from Populus trichocarpa (black cottonwood), 2904 nucleotides. RefSeq lists its product as uncharacterized. Lineage: Eukaryota; Viridiplantae; Streptophyta; Magnoliopsida; Malpighiales; Salicaceae. The coding region runs from base 119 to 706 and encodes 195 amino acids. The transcript has 5 exons. The record is from RefSeq and is a predicted model, not a curated record.
UGCAAGGAUCCUCACAUGAAAAAUGCAUCAAUCACCUGCCUAAAUACAGCACACAAUCUGCCCUUUAUGCAGCUUAUAAUGAAGGGUUUUUGAACGUUUCAAAUAUUAUCAUUUCACUAUGUCUGCUAAAGGUUCUUGGCCUUCUUACAAUGUACGAAGUUUUCUGGAACUAAUUCAUCGUUACAGAGGCAGCUCCGGCAAUGUUUCUCACAGCUGCGGGUCUGGUUCUACAGUGUCCAAGAUCGGACAAGGUUUAUCUAUGCACCAAGGAUUACAGUUAAUCGUUGCCAAUAGCAAUAAAUGGAGACGAUCUCAUUUCAACAUGAUGAAGAGCGACAAGGUUGUACCACCGGUUCCAAAUCCUCCUGGAAGCAACUUCCCCACUUGGGCAAAAUGGAUCUUGGGAUCUAUACUGUCCAUCCUCCUGCCUUUUUGGAAGCAAAAAAGGGAGGAGCUGAAAAGGAUAGAAGGAGAGGCGGAUAUUAUUGUAGACGAGGUUGAACAUGUAGCUGAGGAGAUAGAAAAGGUGGCAACAGUGGCGGAGAAGGUAUCAGAAGAGGUGGCAGAAGUGCUGCCUGAAAACGGAAAACUGAAGGAAACAGCUUUGUUGAUAGAACACGUUACGAAAGCAACUGCACAUGAUGCUAAACUAACUCAAGACUUUAUUCACAAGAUAAAACAUGCAGGUGGAUGCUGUGAAGCAUGACAUUGAUGACUUGAAGAUAAUGGUUGACCCUGUAAUAGAAACGAUUGUGCAGCAAAACUCUCGAGGAAAGUAAAAGGGGAGAGAUUAUCAGUUGCCACUAUUAACACAAGCAAAAGCAUAUGUUUCUUUGCAUUAAGAAAUGAAUCUAUAUGGACCUCCUCCAGUUCUCUGUAAUUAUGCAAUCAUUCAUAUUUGAGAAUGCUUAUCAGAGAUAAUGUUAAUUUCAUUAUAAAAUAAAAGGUGCCUGAACAAAGCAAAUAGCAAUAGAAUUGUGACUAAACUUCUGAGAAACUGAUUCUAACUAUAAAAUCAAAAGAAUUCACUAAACUUGUAAACAACUGCAGCUAACUAUAAAAUCCAACCCACUAAAUUUGAAACAAAGCAAAAAACAAAGAUAGUCUAUUCAAAAUGACGAGGAUAGUAUAUUCAUAGAUAUUUUUUCCUCUAGGUACACAUAGCCUACAGAAGAUUCAUGGAUUGUGGUCGAGAAGGAGGUCACUCUGAUUGUUUUCAGCCACAAGACAAACAAAUAUACUGCAGUAUCAGUGUGAAAUUGGAUUUAUCAACAAGGGAUACAAAAGUUUCAGUUGACAAUUUUCCAGUCAGUAAUCGACAAUAGAAAGAAAAAAAGAAAAAAAAGGGGGGGCUCACUUCAGUGGUUCUAUUUUUUCAUUUUACAAAAAGAGAAACCAAAUCUUGAGCAGCAAAAACGAGUUUUGAAGACCUCAAAAUUAGAAACAGUAAUGUGCUAGAUUCAUAGGAAAGAAGGCUAAUGCAAGUAUGAAAAACAUGAGGCACGGAACAACUGAUAUGCAUGUAAUAUUUCUAAAUUAUACAUGUGUGGAUAUCAUAUACUUAUAUAUACAAAUAACUUACAAUGUAGUCAGUACAGGUUUUAUAAUGUAGCAGGAUGUACAGACCUCAAGUGCGCAUAGCAGUCAUCACCGCUCAUAAAGACCUCCAAGCAGACCCAGCAGAUGUGUUUCCCACAUCUGCACUCAAUGUGGUUGCAGCCAUCUACCUUCUCAAUUGUGUAUCCACAUACUGGGCAGUUUCUAACAUGCUCUUUUCCCUUGCACCAUUCCUUCAAGGACAUGUCAGGAUCCUCCUUGAGCUCCUUGUAUUUUUCACAUGAUACGAAUGGAUGAUACUCCACAUGGCACCUUGUACAUGUCUCGGCAUAGCAUGCUCCACAAACAAAUAGAUCACCAACCAUCCCACUUGCUACGUGAUAUACUGAAGGGCAAUCAGGAGAUGGGCAAAAUCUGUAAGUUCCACCACUAGAUGCCACAAAGGCUGACAAGGAGGCCCUGAAGAGAUCCUCUAACUUCUCACAUGGUAAAAGAGACUUCAGAUCUGUAAGCCAAAUGUGCAUGCCACAACCUUCAUGAGCACAACCUACAGGGAAGCCAUCACGUCCUCUCAUUGCUGACUCUAACUGUUCAACCAAGCAUGACUGGCAGAAUUUAUGCCCACAAGCCUCAAGCUGGUAACAGUCCUCAACCUCACAAAGGCAAAUAGGGCAGGCAAUAUUGUCAUCUUCAUAUCGUUUGAUGGAUCCAUUAACACCGACAGACCGCACAAAGUCACGAAUCAUCUGCUCCACUUGGAGUCUCAGAUCCUUUUUUCCAGAAAAAGAAAUAACAUGUCGCCUUGUAUUAAGCAUAAAUUCAGCCUCAGGGAACGUCUCUUUGAGCACAUGCAAGUCAGGACCAAACUUCUCCACCACCUUUUUCAUAAGAUCAUACGGCAUUGCUCCACCUCGAAGGCGGAUAUCUGUUUGUUCCUUAUCAUGGAGGGCUAGAAGAGAUGCUAUCAACUUCUGUUCAGUAAGAGCAACUUUCUUCUCGGGGCCAAAGAUCCUAACAGUGAGGUUCUGCCUAUCAAAGAGAAUAUAUGUUCCCAUCUCUUGCUGCAGUGACUUCAUAAGCAUGAUGCCAUCUUUGGAAAAGAGAAGCUGCAGAACCAAUGGGGUGAGGCUACAAUGAUUUACCUUCUUUCCAUUCAUCAGUUGCUCCAGCGGCCUUCUCAACUCAGCUACUGUCUUUGUUGCAUUAGCAGAUAUCUUCACUCUAUAAGAGCCAUUCUCAUUCCUUUCUAAAUUGCAACACACACCUGCAUAGUCAAAUUUGUCAGCACCUGAUUACUAUCAAACAACGUUCAUGAAAUAAUAAACAAUUGGCACAUUUCGUAUUAAA